Molecule: messenger RNA, 1728 nt
Organism: Dichomitus squalens LYAD-421 SS1
Lineage: Eukaryota; Fungi; Basidiomycota; Agaricomycetes; Polyporales; Polyporaceae
Product: cytochrome P450
Exons: 10
Coding region: 1-1620 (539 amino acids)
Molecular function (GO): oxidoreductase activity, acting on paired donors, with incorporation or reduction of molecular oxygen; heme binding; monooxygenase activity
Source: RefSeq, a predicted model, not a curated record
AUGUCGAGCUCUCAGUCUGUCCUCCUCGUACACCCACUCUCCUACUCAAACGCCCUCCUCCACAUCCCGCCCACGUCCUUCCUCGUCCUCGCGAUCACCGCUUGUUUCCUCUACAUAUGCGGUACCUGCGUAUACAACCUCUUUCUCUCGCCGCUCGCCGCGAUCCCCGGUCCCUGGUACGCUGCCGUCUCGGACUUCUGGCUCACUACGCACGUCGCUCGGCUGCAGCAAUGCAUGACGAUCCAAGCGCUUUUUGAGCGAUAUGGGCCCGUUGUACGCGUCGGACCCAACAAGGUCGUCUUUUGCGACUUGACGACGAUGCGGAGCGUUUACUGCGUUCACAAGUUUGACAAGAGCCCAUUCUACAAAGCUCUCCUUACGAACAAUAAUGACCAUGCUAUGACGACCCUUCCUCAUGCCGAGCACGCAGCACGCCGCAAGGCUUAUGCGCCGCACUACAACCUACCACACCUCACCCAGUUCCAGCCUGACGUCAACGAUUCUGUCAUCAAGGUCCUGAACAUCCUCGAGAACCAGCAGGGGAAGACGUCCGUCUCUUGUCCCGAGCUAUUCCGCCACCUUAUGGUCGAUGUCAUCUCUACGACUGUCUUCGGCUCUCGCUCUGGAGCGCUUGAUAACUACGCCAUGGGUAUUCGCGAUGUCCUCUCCCAAGCCAUUUGCGACUUCCCGACUAGGGGCAUUGUGCGGAGUUUCAUCCCGACUUCGGUUUGGAGUAUCGUAUGCCGGCUCCCCAGCGAAACAUGGCGCCGCAUAUGCAAUUCAGACAACACCAUGGCUGAGUUCGUACGCGGUCACAUCGAGGACACUUCGGCAAGGAUGCAAGCUGCCCCUAUCGACCACGAGAAGGGAGACAGGAUCCCUUUGGUCCAACGCAUGCUGCAGAACAGGGUUAACAGCGCGCAUGAUAGUCUUUCGGUGCAGAACAUUGUUUCCGAGUGCAUGGGUCAUCUUGUGGCGGGAGUGGACACAACAACUACGUUGCUCUCUUACCUGUUCUGGGAACUCAGCCGUCGCAAAGACAUCAUGAAGCACCUCCAAGCCGAGCUCGAGGAACACAUGGCUGAUCGUCAUGUCGUGCCUGACUUUGCGACGCUGUGCAAAAUGCCCUAUCUGAAUGCAUUCAUCAAGGAAGGUAUGAGGGUGUACGGACCCGCUCCUUCGUUGCUGGAGCGCGUCGUUCCUUCUACUACUGCUUCCAAGAUCGACGACGGGUUCGAUAUGAUGGGCUAUGCUCUGCCUCCUGGUACCGUCGUCGGAACGCAGGCGUGGAGUAUGCACCGCGAUUCGGAGGUGUUCCCAAGCCCUGAGACCUUCCUUCCUGAACGCUGGCUUUCUGUAGAGGGCACGGCUGGUGAAGACGAGAGAUUGAACAGGAUGUCGCAGCACCUCAUGCCCUUCGGUGUCGGAAGCCGCGUUUGCGGGGGUCAAAAUCUCGCACAUAUUGUCUUGCGUGUUGCCGUUGCAGCGAUCGCUUGCAAUUUCGAUAUCUCCGCCAACAGCAGUGAGACGAACGAACAUACCAUGCAGAUCAAGGAUGCAUUUGUAAUCCACCCUGCAACAAAAGAAUGCAAGCUGACCUUCGCGCUCCGCAAAUGCUAGGAAUGAGAACGGCUCGGGAUUGACGUUACUUCUCGCUUGGAUUCACGUCAGAUGGCUGUAUGUUAUGACUGCUCUAAUCUCUCACUCCUUCGCGCACCCAUCGUACCC